CGGACUUCGGCGCAUCGCAUCAUAAAAGAUCAAAAUUCUAGGGUUUUAGAUAUUAGAAACCACGGACGCGCCAAGAAGAGGGGAGGGGCGGAGAAGUUCCCGAUUCGAACCUAGCAAGGGGGCAAAAAACCCUGGAGGCUUCCAGAAUCCCGAGUUAAAGCAUUGUAGCGAUCGAACUCCCAUGGCGAGAGCGAGCCCGCAUUUCUUCAAGGUUUACUUCCCCCAGCUCUCCUCCGACCACCUGAAAAUCCCGCCGGCAUUCCGCGAAUACAUCGAGCACGAGUUGCCGGGAACUGUUUCUUUGAAGGGGCCGAGUGGGGGCACAUGGAAUGUGGAGUUCGUAAAGACCUCGAAGGGGCUUUUGUUCGCGAAUGGGUGGAAGAAGUUCGUCGCCGACCACUCGAUAGAGCUCGGCGAUUUCUUGGUUUUCCGGUAUGAUGGCGGGUUGCACUUCUCGGUGCUGGUUUUUGAUGCGACUGCCUGCGAGAAGGAGGCGGCAUUUCUGGCUAGGCCAUAUGGAGGAGCGCACAUCACCAUUGUCGAUGGAAUCGAGGGCGGCGAGGAAGGGGAGGAUACUAUGGGAGAGCAUGAUUCAAAAGCUUUGGUUUUAUCACCAAAUGAGAGUUUCGGAGUUAGUCGCAAGAGGACUCUGUGGAAUAUUGAUUGUCUUGCGAUACAGGGCCCGCCCUCGAAGAAGGUAAACAAGAAGAAGGAUUCUCCUUCCCAUGAAAUCGCUGCAAUAUCUCAAGCUGAUUUGGAUAGUUGGAAUUUGAGAAAAUCGAAGAGUAAGGCACCUGAUCGUAUAAGUCCAUCUUCUGGAGCUUUGGCCGCGCCUCAUGAGAAAGUUCAUGCAAAUACCACGAGAGAGAAGGCCUUGCAUGAGAUGAAAACCGUCUCAAGCGAAUAUACUAUAGCUGUGAAGAAGGCUAAGGCAAAACUUCAGCGUGGGCGCUCAGCUAAAACUAGUCCCCUUUCUGCAACAUCGACAGCAAAAUCCUUAAGUAAGAAAAUAGGCAGACCCAGUAAAAUGAGUGCCUUGAAACAAUCUAGUCAGGUGUCAGAACGCUUAAAAUUGCUCCCAUGUAAUGAUGUAACUCGGCGUGGGGAAGUUGUGGCAAAGGUACAGCGAAUGCCAAGUCUAAUAUCACAACGGCGGCCUGUCACAAAAGAGGAAGUAAAUGAGGCUCUUGAACAGGGAAAAUCAUUCAAAUCAAAAAAUCCUUUUGUUCAUGUGGUUAUGCGGGACUCCUAUGUUUAUGUUAGCUUUUUCUUGAACAUUCCUUAUCCUUUUGUAAGAGAGCAUCUUCCCAAGAUCAGUAAAAAGAUGACCCUUUGGGAUCCAAACGGGAAGCCAUGGGCAGUCAACUACGUAAGCUAUAGCAGUCGUGGUGGUUUCAGUGCUGGUUGGGGUGGGUUCUCUUACGCCAAUAAUCUGGAGAAAUAUGAUGUUUGUGUCUUUGAGCUUAUCAAAAGAGAUCAUAUGAAGGUGCAUAUCUUCAGGGUGGUCAAGGAAAUUGCACCAUUGAUUCGUAACACCAAGUGCAAAAGUUAAACUUCAUAAAAAGUGUCCCAGUUCAUAAGGCUUUUGCCACUACGGAUUUAGGGAGGCUCAAAUGUACGUAGCCUUAACCCCGCAUGCAGGGAGGCUGUUUCUAUAUUUCAAAUUACACCUAGAUCACAAUUUGCAAAAGUUUAACUUUGAUUGUAUUUUUCUAGUUAGUAAGCAAACUUGUACAGCUUCAAUGUUUCUACCUAUUGAACUAAAAUAUCUUGUGGCUUCAGCGGUAUGUUCGUCUCAUGUGUUACUUGUCUUUUUAUUUUUCUUACGUAAAUUUGAAAAUGCUCCUCUUAA
Molecule: messenger RNA, 1852 nt
Organism: Phoenix dactylifera (date palm)
Lineage: Eukaryota; Viridiplantae; Streptophyta; Magnoliopsida; Arecales; Arecaceae
Product: B3 domain-containing protein Os11g0197600-like
Molecular function (GO): DNA binding
Source: RefSeq, a predicted model, not a curated record